AUGUCCGAUGAAAGCACAGACCCCUUCCUAUACCUGAACUAUGACUGCACCUAUCUGGUCCUUCAAUAUCUUAGCAUCCACGACUUGGCGCAUGCCCAGUUGGUCUGUAACCUCUGGCAUAUCCUGCUUCGGGAAUGGGUUGGCGGGCCUGCACUUCGCUUGCAUUUCCCAGACGCCUGGAAAGAGCUGAGGCAGGAAGAAGAGGAAAGACAAACAGCAGAAAUGCAGGGUAACAUAGGCAAUGACGGAGAUAUGCUCGAGGACGCACAUGAUAACAGAUCGAGCAGGCUGGAAAUGUUCAACUUGUACGCUUCCGAUCAAGCUUGCAGCGAAGCAUGGGUGUCAGGGAGACCGAAGGUUACAUAUAACUACCCUCUCGGUCACCCGUUGGGCAAUAUGUACACCAUCGCAGGAGAUUUCAUUGCAUGGCCGCAGGGAGAUAGCAUCUUCUGGCAGCGUGUUGGAUACCAAGAAUGCGAAAGCAACGCCCAAUUGAGCCAAUACCCCGUCAAAAAGCUCGAUGUUAAUGUCCGUAGGUACAAUGUGCAUUUUAUCCGCGCUCAUGCCGCUGGGCUGUUGUUGCUCGUGGUUUACGUCCCCGAAGAGAGGGUGUUCAGGGAGCACGUCUUCCAUCUCGAAACAGGCAAGGAGCUCUGGGUAAAACAACGGGACGAGGAAAGCGGCAGGCCCUACCCCAUCGCAAUGGGCAUGGACAGGCUGUACCUAUACCACAACAACACCAGGCGAGGCGUCGACACGUACGAUCUGCGCACGGGCACCCUCCUCGCUUCCCAACCCUCCUGCCUCCCAGACGCGGACAUCGACAACCGCCAAACCCGCAUUUGGCGUCUCGGCGGGCGCGAUGUCCUCGUCGCACUCAGCGUCGUCAAUGUCCACGCCUGGCACAUCGAUGCACUAAUCCACUUCAUCGACCCUGACCAAGGACGCACGAUCGACACGAUUCUGUUCCGGCACCACGUUGGUCUCGAUCCGCGGGCUGUGAAGGUUCGGGUCUCGAGCCGACUUAAUGAGUUCGCGUUCGCUCUGGUAAGCGAGGUUUGUGAUGAAGAGAUGUUUCUGCUGAAGAUCCAGACUUUCGACUAUGACUUUGCGACUGGGAAGUUCGUUAAGCGAGGAUCAUCUGAGUGGUUUGAUUUGACCGACCUGGAUAUCAAACCGGCGGAUUUGCUGGACUAUGAUCCCUUCCGCCGUGUUAUCGCUGUUGCUGGGAGACGGGAUAUUUCGCCUCGGAUUAUCUCCUUGGACGGCGAUAUGGGAAGCUUUACAUGUCGAACCCUUGCUAUCAAUACACCUGCUGGUAGUGUGGUAGGUGGGCUGGAAAACGUGAUUAUUGACGGUAGCCGCCUGUACGUGUGUUAUGAGUCCGUCCACUGUAUGGACGACUCCGGCAGACUUGCCCGGAAACAUGAGACUGCCGUGUUUGAAUUUGGCACACGAAGUAACUCGAGCUCGCAUCUCAGUCUAGGCGGGGAGGUGUGUCUGCAUCCACUGGAUUCUAUUGGUGAUCUUGGACGGCUGAUAUAA
This is a messenger RNA of Aspergillus mulundensis, 1545 nucleotides long. RefSeq lists its product as uncharacterized. The record is from RefSeq and is a predicted model, not a curated record. Bases 1 to 1545 code for a protein of 514 amino acids. The transcript is spliced from 3 exons. Gene Ontology annotation, molecular function: protein binding. Lineage: Eukaryota; Fungi; Ascomycota; Eurotiomycetes; Eurotiales; Aspergillaceae.